Molecule: messenger RNA, 14977 nt
Organism: Periophthalmus magnuspinnatus
Lineage: Eukaryota; Metazoa; Chordata; Actinopteri; Gobiiformes; Gobiidae
Product: golgin subfamily B member 1-like
Exons: 1
Coding region: 1-14304 (4767 amino acids)
Source: RefSeq, a predicted model, not a curated record
AUGAGCCUCAUAAAUGAAGAGAAACAGCAGCUUGAGGAAGACAGGAUGAAAUCAGAACGUGACAAAGAACAAGUGGAGGCCUUGAUGGAAGACGUGAAUAAUACAAAUUUUGAGAUUGAGGCUGCUAAGAGACACGUCGACGAAGAGAAAGACAAGCUAUUGAAAAUGAGGGCAGAACUGGACAUGAGGAAACAGGAAGUCGAACGCCAACAAGACGACCUGAAACAACAACUAGAGCAAAGACAAAAUGAACUGGAGACACGAUUUAAAGAUCUCCAAUCUUACAGCCAGCUGUGGCAGGUAGAGAAACAACAAUUGGAGGAGCUGAGAAAAGACCUAGAUCGAGAGAGGUCAGAAAGUAAGGCUGCUAUAAACCUCUACAAUGAAGAGAAAGAACAAAUAAAGGAGGGAGGAAGAAAACUACAAGUUGAAAAGGAAAAUCUGGAAACAUUAAUGGAGGAUGUGACCUGGCAACGAAAAGAAAUUACAGAAGCAAUGGCCAACAUCAGUGAAGAGAAACAACAGCUUCAGGAAGACAGGAUGAAAUCAGAAAGUGACAAAGAACAAGUGGAGGCCUUGAUGGAAGAAGUGAAAAAUAAGAGUUUAGAGAUUGAGGCUGCCAAGAGUAACAUCGAUGAAGAAAAAGAGCAGCUAUUGAAAAUGAGGGCAGAACUGGACAUGAGGAAACAGGAAGUCGAACGCCAACAAGACAACCUGAAACAACAACUAGAGCUAAGACAAAAUGAACAGGAGACACGAUUUGAAGAACUCCAAUCUUACAGCCAGCUGUGGAAGGUAGAGAAAGAACAAUUGGAGGAGCUGAGAAAAGACCUGGAUCGAGAGAGGACAGAAAGUAAGGCUGCUAUAAACCUCUACAAUGAAGAGAAAGAACAAAUAAAGGAGAGAGGAAGAAAACUACAAGUUGAAAAGGAAAACGUUGAAAUGUUAUUGGAGGAUGUAACCAGGCAACGAGAAGCAGCUGCAGAAGCAAUGUCCGUCAUCAAUGAAGAUAAAGAAAAACUUCAACAACAGAAUGCAGAGUUGGAGGAGAAGAUACAGGAAAUACAGAGAGAAAAGGAUUCCUUGAAACAACAUGAACUCAGAGUCACUACAGAACUAGAGUUGAGAAAAAAUGAACUGGAGACACAAACUGAAGAGCUGCAAUCUUCCAAUGAGUUGCUACUGAAAGACAGAAAACAGUUGGAAGAAUCAACGAAGGAACUAGACAGACAAAGACAAGAACAGGAAGUAGCCAUGAGCCUCAUAAAUGAAGAGAAACAGCAGCUUGAGGAAGACAGGAUGAAAUCAGAACGUGACAAAGAACAAGUGGAGGCCUUGAUGGAAGACGUGAAUAAUACAAAUUUUGAGAUUGAGGCUGCUAAGAGACACGUCGACGAAGAGAAAGACAAGCUAUUGAAAAUGAGGGCAGAACUGGACAUGAGGAAACAGGAAGUCGAACGCCAACAAGACGACCUGAAACAACAACUAGAGCAAAGACAAAAUGAACUGGAGACACGAUUUAAAGAUCUCCAAUCUUACAGCCAGCUGUGGCAGGUAGAGAAACAACAAUUGGAGGAGCUGAGAAAAGACCUGGAUCGAGAGAGGUCAGAAAGUAAGGCUGCUAUAAACCUCUACAAUGAAGAGAAAGAACAAAUAAAGGAGGGAGGAAGAAAACUACAAGUUGAAAAGGAAAAUCUGGAAACAUUAAUGGAGGAUGUGACCUGGCAACGAAAAGAAAUUACAGAAGCAAUGGCCAACAUCAGUGAAGAGAAACAACAGCUUCAGGAAGACAGGAUGAAAUCAGAAAGUGACAAAGAACAAGUGGAGGCCUUGAUGGAAGAAGUGAAAAAUAAGAGUUUAGAGAUUGAGGCUGCCAAGAGUAACAUCGAUGAAGAAAAAGAGCAGCUAUUGAAAAUGAGGGCAGAACUGGACAUGAGGAAACAGGAAGUCGAACGCCAACAAGACAACCUGAAACAACAACUAGAGCUAAGACAAAAUGAACAGGAGACACGAUUUGAAGAACUCCAAUCUUACAGCCAGCUGUGGAAGGUAGAGAAAGAACAAUUGGAGGAGCUGAGAAAAGACCUGGAUCGAGAGAGGACAGAAAGUAAGGCUGCUAUAAACCUCUACAAUGAAGAGAAAGAACAAAUAAAGGAGAGAGGAAGAAAACUACAAGUUGAAAAGGAAAACGUUGAAAUGUUAUUGGAGGAGGUAACCAGGCAACGAGAAGCAGCUGCAGAAGCAAUGUCCGUCAUCAAUGAAGAUAAAGAAAAACUUCAACAACAGAAUGCAGAGUUGGAGGAGAAGAUACAGGAAAUACAGAGAGAAAAGGAUUCCUUGAAACAACAAGAACUCAGAGUCACUACAGAAGUAGAGUUGAGAAAAAAUGAACUGGAGACACAAAUUGAAGAGCUGCGAUCUUCCAAUGAGUUGCUACAGAAAGACAGAAAACAGAUGGAAGAAGCAACGAAGGAACUAGACAGACAAAGACAAGAACAGGAAGUAGCCAUGAGCCUCAUAAAUGAAGAGAAACAGCAGCUUGAGGAAGACAGGAUGAAAUCAGAACGUGACAAAGAACAAGUGGAGGCCUUGAUGAAAGACGUGAAUAAUAAAAAUUUUGAGAUUGAGGCUGCUAAGAGACACAUCGACGAAGAGAAAGACAAGCUAUUGAAAAUGAGGGCAGAACUGGACAUGAGGAAACAGGAAGUCGAACGCCAACAAGAUGACCUGAAACAACAACUAGAGCAAAGACAAAAUGAACUGGAGACACGAUUUAAAGAACUCCAAUCUUACAGCCAGCUGUGGAAGGUAGAGAAACAACAAUUGGAGGAGCUGAGAAAAGACCUAAAUCGAGAGAGGUCAGAAAGUAAGGCUGCUAUAAACCUCUACAAUGAAGAGAAAGAACAAAUAAAGGAGGGAGGAAGAAAACUACAAGUUGAAAAGGAAAAUCUGGAAACAUUAAUGGAGGAUGUGACCUGGCAACGAAAAGAAAUUACAGAAGCAAUGGCCAACAUCAGUGAAGAGAAACAACAGCUUCAGGAAGACAGGAUGAAAUCAGAAAGUGACAAAGAACAAGUGGAGGGCUUGAUGGAAGAAGUGAAAAAUAAGAAUUUAGAGAUUGAGGCUGCCAAGAGUAACAUCGAUGAAGAAAAAGAGCAGCUAUUGAAAAUGAGGGCAGAACUGGACAUGAGGAAACAGGAAGUCGAACGCCAACAAGACAACCUGAAACAACAACUAGAGCUAAGACAAAAUCAGCUGGAGACACGAUUUGAAGAACUCCAAUCUUACAGCCAGCUGUGGCAGGUAGAGAAACAACAAUUGGAGGAGCUGAGAAAAGACCUGGAUCGAGAGAGGACAGAAAGUAAGGCUGCUAUAAACCUCUACAAUGAAGAGAAAGAACAAAUAAAGGAGAGAGGAAGAAAACUACAAGUUGAAAAGGAAAAUUUGGAAACAUUAAUGGAGGAUGUGACAUGGCAACGAAAAGAAAUUACAGAAGCAAUGGCUAACAUCAAUGAAGAGAAACAACAGCUUCAGGAAGACAGGAUGAAAUCAGAAAGUGACAAAGAACAAGUGGAGGCCUUGAUGGAAGACAUGAAUAACAAAAAUCUUGAGAUUGAGGCUGCUAAGAGAGACAUCAACGAAGAGAACGACAAGCUAUUGAAAAUGAGGGCAGAACUGGACUUGAGGAAACAGGAAGUCGAACGCCAACAAGACGACCUGAAACAACAACUAGAGCAAAGACAAAAUCAACUGGAGACACGAUUUGAAGAACUCCAAUCUUACAGCCAGUUGUGGAAGGUAGAGAAACAACAAUUGGAGGAGCUAAGAAAAGACCUGGAUCGAGAGAGGACAGAAAGUAAGGCUGCUAUAAACCUCUACAAUGAAGAGAAAGAACAAAUAAAGGAGGGAGGAAGAAAACUACAAGUUGAAAAGGAAAAUCUGGAAACAUUAAUGGAGGAUGUGACCUGGCAACGAAAAGAAAUUACAGAAGCAAUGGCCAACAUCAGUGAAGAGAAACAACAGCUUCAGGAAGACAGGAUGAAAUCAGAAAGUGACAAAGAACAAGUGGAGGCCUUGAUGGAAGAAGUGAAAAAUAAGAGUUUAGAGAUUGAGGCUGCCAAGAGUAACAUCGAUGAAGAAAAAGAGCAGCUAUUGAAAAUGAGGGCAGAACUGGACAUGAGGAAACAGGAAGUCGAACGCCAACAAGACAACCUGAAACAACAACUAGAGCUAAGACAAAAUGAACAGGAGACACGAUUUGAAGAACUCCAAUCUUACAGCCAGCUGUGGAAGGUAGAGAAAGAACAAUUGGAGGAGCUGAGAAAAGACCUGGAUCGAGAGAGGACAGAAAGUAAGGCUGCUAUAAAACUCUACAAUGAAGAGAAAGAACAAAUAAAGGAGAGAGGAAGAAAACUACAAGUUGAAAAGGAAAACGUUGAAAUGUUAUUGGAGGAGGUAACCAGGCAACGAGAAGCAGCUGCAGAAGCAAUGUCCGUCAUCAAUGAAGAUAAAGAAAAACUUCAACAACAGAAUGCAGAGUUGGAGGAGAAGAUACAGGAAAUACAGAGAGAAAAGGAUUCCUUGAAACAACAAGAACUCAGAGUCACUACAGAAGUAGAGUUGAGAAAAAAUGAACUGGAGACACAAAUUGAAGAGCUGCGAUCUUCCAAUGAGUUGCUACAGAUGGACAGAAAACAGUUGGAAGUUCCUGAAGAACUACAGGAGAAAGGCAACCUGGACAAACAGUUGUACACAUUGGCACAAGAUCAGCAAAACAUAAUCAGGGAAAAAGAUAAACUUCAGGACAUGCUUGUUCUUCUGACGGAAAGGAAGAACCAAAUUGACUCUCUGUUGGAAGAUGUAAUCUCUGAGAAAAACAGAUUAAAGGAGUUGGCUGAUAGUGUCCAACUUAAACACCAAGAGGUUCAAUAUGCAGUAGACAUGACUACUUCAAAACAAGAACCAUCUCUACUGGACACAAGCCUAAAAACAAAACUAGAAGAGCUGGAACAAGGAAGACAAGAAUUACAAGUUGAAAGAGAACAACUGGAAGAACUAAAAAAGGCACUGAAGAAGGAAGCACAAGAGGCUAUGAAUGCCCUUGAUGUGAGAAGACAGGAAAUGGAACAUGAACACGAAAUCAAGCAACUUGAACAUGAGGUGAAACAAAAAGAUCUGAAAGAACAAAUUAAAGAGCUCCAACGUUCAAGUGAACAGCUUAAGAUGGAGAGACAACACGUGCAAGAACAGAGGGAGGAUGAGGACAGAAAAAGACAAGAGACAAUGGUUGCUAUGGGGAUUGAUAAAGAGAAAGAAUGGCUUCAAAUAGGAGUAGAAGAGGAAGAUCAAAAAGACAAACAAAAACAGCAACAAGAACUAGAGGCAAAACAGUGGAAGACCAUGGACAGAAAAAUGCAAGAAAUAGGGGAUGUGGGAAAAAGAGAGGAAGAAAAAUUGCUGUCUGUAGAGAGCAGGAGACAAUCACACACUGAAAAAGUUCACCUGAGUGAUUUAAAAGUAGAAGAAAUUAGAAAAGAAACCAGGAAAGAACAAGAUACUGCAUACACAGUGGUCUUUACUGAUGAAGAAAAACAAAAGCUUGAAAAAGAGAGGACAGAUCUGGAGAUAAUGAGAAAAGAAGUGGAGAAACAAGACAACAUGACACGACAAGAACAGAUCAAACUUACACUUCAACGAGAAAAACUGGACAGACAAUUCAAAGAGCUACUACACUCCACUGAAUGGCUACACACUGAAAGACAACAACUGGAAGAACUAAAGGAGAAUUUAGGCCAGAAAAUACAUGAGAUCAAUGAUGAGAAACAAAAUCUUGAAGAGAAAAGUAGAACAUUGCAAACUCAAGAAGAACAUUUACAAGUUUUAAAGGAGGAAGUAAACAGGAAAGAACAAGAUGUAGCAGCCACAAUAUCCAUUCUCAAUGAGGAAAAACAAAAGCUUCAAAAAGAGAAGACAAAUCUGGAGAUAAACAGACAGGAAGUGGAAUUACAAGACCAUUUGACACAACAGGGAGCUGCCAAACUAAAACUGAGGCAAGAAGAGGUGGAGACACAAAUCAAAGAACUUAAAAUCUCCACUGAACAGCUGCAAGCUGAAAGACAACAAGUAGAAGAACUACAGGAGAAUUUGGACAGAAAAAGACAUGAGACUGAGGUAACUAUGAGCAAGGUCAGUGAAGAGAGGGCCGAGUUGGAGAUAAAGAAACGUGAAGUGGAACGAGAUGCUAUUGAACUACACUUGAGAGAAAAUGAACUAAAGGCACAAAUGAAAGAACUGCAAACCUCCACCAGACUGCUACAAGCUGAGAGACAACAAGCUGAAAUGUUAUGGAAAGACUGGGAAACAAAACCACAAGAGUCGGAAGCUGCAAUAACUGAAGAGAAACAACAACUUCAAGAACUUAGGAGACAAUUACAUACUGAAAGAAAACAACUGGAACUUAAUCGAAAACAGGAAGAAACUGGAGUUUGUACAUACAUCACUGAGGAGGAAAAAGAGCAACUUCACAACAUGUGGACAGAGCUGCAAAUGAAGAAACAUGAACAAGACAAUCUGAAAUUACAAAAUGAAUUUAAACAGCAAGAAAUAGAGCUGAGACAAAAUGAACUAGAGAAAAUGAUCAGAGAACUACAGAGCUCUACUUUAAAGCUGCAAGCUGAGAGACAACAAAUACAAGAGUUAAAGAAAGAAUUACACAAAGAAAGACAAUUUCAAAUUCAUGAGGAACAGACAUGGUUGGAAACUGAAAGAAAGCAUUUGGAAAUAUUAAAGGAAGAAUUAAACAGGAAAGAACAAGAUGUUGUAGAGAAAAUUACCUUCACCAAUGAAGAAAAACAAAAGCUUGACACAGAGAGGACAGAUCUGGAAAUAAAGAGACAGGAAGUGGAACUACAACAGAAUUUGACAUAUCAGGAAGCUCUCAAACUAAAACUGACAGAAGAGAAGGAAACACAAACAAAAGCUCUGCAAAUCUCCACUAAACAGAUACAAGUGGAAGAAUUAAGGGAUAAUCUGGCCAGAAAAAUGCAGAAGAUUGAGAUAACUAUGGACAAGAUCAGCGAAGAAAAACUAAAUCUUGAAGAGAAACGUAGAUCAUUGCAAACUAAGGAAGAACACUUGGAAGUAUUAAUGGAGGAAAUAAAUAGGAAAGAACUGGAUGUAGCUGCCACAAUGACCUUUAUCAAUGAAGAAAAACAAAAGCUUCUAAAAGAGAGGACAGAUCUGGAAAUAAAGAGACAGGAGAUGGAAAGAAAAGACAACAUGGCACAGCAACAAGAAAUCCAACUUAAACUAAGACAAGACGAUCUGGAGGCACAAUUCAAAGAUCUACAAAACUCCACUGAACAACUACAAGCUGAACGACAACAAGUGGAAGAAUUAAGAGAGAGUUUAGACAGAAAAAUACAUGAGACUGAGGAAACUAUGGACAAGAUCAAUGAAGAAAAACAAAACAUUGAAGAGAAAAGUAGAACACUGCAAACUCAAGAAGAACACCUACAAGUGUUAAAGGAGGAAGUAAACAGGAAAGAACUGGUUGUAGAGGCCACAAUUGUCUUUAUUAAUGAAGAAAAACAAAAGCUUCAAAAAGAACGGACAGAUCUGGAAUUGAAGAGACAGGAAGUGGAACAACAAGACAAUCUGACACAACAAGAAGCUGUCAAACUAAAACUGAGACAAGAAGAGGUGGAGAUACAAUUCAAAGAUCUUCAAAUCUCCAAAGAACGACUACAAGCUGAAAGACAACAAGUGGAAGAACUACGGGAGAAUUUAGACAGAAAAAGACAUGAAACUGAUGCAUCUAUAAACAUGAUCAUUGAAGAGAAACAAAAACUUGAGGAGAAACAUAUAACCUUGAAACUUGAAGAAGAACAUUUGCAAGUGUUAAAGGAGGACAUAAACAAGAAAGAACAAGAUGUUGCUGCCACAAUAAUCUUGAUCAAUGAAGAAAAACAAACGCUUGAAAAAGAGAGAACAGAGUUGGAGAUAAAGAAACAGGAAGUGGAAAGACAAGAUUAUGUGACACAACAACAAGAACUCCAACUUAAACUAAGAAAAGAAGACCUUGACACACAGUUCAAAGAUCUACAAAACUCCACUGAAUGGCUACAAGCUGAAAGACAACAAGUGGAAGAACUAAGGGAGAAUUUAGAAAGAAAAAUACAUGAGACUGAGGAAACUAUGGACAAGAUCAAUGAAGAAAAACAAAACACUGAAGAGAAAAGUAGAACACUGCAAACUCAAGAAGAACACCUACAAGUGUUAAAGGAGGAAGUAAACAGGAAAGAACUGGAUGUAGAGGCCACAAUUGUCUUUAUUAAUGAAGAAAAACAAAAGCUUCAAAAAGAACGGACAGAUCUGGAAUUGAAGAGACAGGAAGUGGAACAACAAGACAAUCUCACACAACAAGAAGCUGUCAAACUAAAACUGAGACAAGAAGAGGUGGAGAUACAAUUAAAAGAUCUUCAAAUCUCCAAAGAACAACUAGAAGCUGAAAGACAACAAGUGGAAGAACUAAGAGAGAGUUUAGACAGAAAAAUACAUGAGACUGAGGAAACUAUGGACAAGAUCAAUGAAGAAAAACAAAACAUUGAAGAGAAAAGUAGAACACUGCAAACUCAAGAAGAACACCUACAAGUGUUAAAGGAGGAAGUAAACAGGAAAGAACUGGAUGUAGAGGCCACAAUUGUCUUUAUUAAUGAAGAAAAGCAAAAGCUUCAAAAAGAGAGGACAGAUCUGGAAAUGAAGAGACAGGAAGUGGAACAACAAGACAAUCUGACACAACAAGAAGCUGUCAAACUAAAACUGAGACAAGAAGAGGUGGAGAUACAAUUCAAAGAUCUUCAAAUCUCCAAAGAACGACUACAAGCUGAAAGACAACAAGUGGAAGAACUACGGGAGAAUUUAGACAGAAAAAGACAUGAAACUGAUGCAUCUAUAAACAUGAUCAUUGAAGAGAAACAAAAACUUGAGGAGAAACAUAUAACCUUGAAACUUGAAGAAGAACAUUUGCAAGUGUUAAAGGAGGACAUAAACAAGAAAGAACAAGAUGUUGCUGCCACAAUAAUCUUGAUCAAUGAAGAAAAACAAACGCUUGAAAAAGAGAGAACAGAGUUGGAGAUAAAGAAACAGGAAGUGGAAAGACAAGAUUAUGUGACACAACAACAAGAACUCCAACUUAAACUAAGAAAAGAAGACCUUGACACACAGUUCAAAGAUCUACAAAACUCCACUGAAUGGCUACAAGCUGAAAGACAACAAGUGGAAGAACUAAGGGAGAAUUUAGAAAGAAAAAUACAUGAGACUGAGGAAACUAUGGACAAGAUCAAUGAAGAAAAACAAAACACUGAAGAGAAAAGUAGAACACUGCAAACUCAAGAAGAACACCUACAAGUGUUAAAGGAGGAAGUAAACAGGAAAGAACUGGAUGUUGUAGCCACAAUUACCUUUAUCAAUGAAGAAAAACAAAAGCUUCUAAAAGAGAGGACAGAUCUGGAAAUAAAGAGACAGGAGAUGGAAAGAAAAGACAACAUGGCACAGCAACAAGAAAUCCAACUUAAACUAAGACAAGACGAUUUGGAGGCACAAUUCAAAGAUCUACAAAACUCCACUGAACAACUACAAGCUGAACGACAACAAGUGGAAGAACUAAGAGAGAGUUUAGACAGAAAAAUACAUGAGACUGAGGAAACUAUGGACAUGAUCAAUGAAGAAAAACAAAACAUUGAAGAGAAAAGUAGAACACUGCAAACUCAAGAAGAACACCUACAAGUGUUAAAGGAGGAAGUAAACAGGAAAGAACUGGAUGUAGAGGCCACAAUUGUCUUUAUUAAUGAAGAAAAACAAAAGCUUCAAAAAGAACGGACAGAUCUGGAAUUGAAGAGACAGGAAGUGGAACAACAAGACAAUCUCACACAACAAGAAGCUGUCAAACUAAAACUGAGACAAGAAGAGGUGGAGAUACAAUUAAAAGAUCUUCAAAUCUCCAAAGAACAACUAGAAGCUGAAAGACAACAAGUGGAAGAACUACGGGAGAAUUCAGACAGACAAAUGCGUGAAACUAUGGCCACUCUGGACAUGGUGAAUGAAGAAAAACAAAACAUUGAAGACAAAAGUAGAACACUGCAAACUCAAGAAGAACACCUACAAGUGUUAAAGGAGGAAGUAAACAGGAAAGAACUGGAUGUUGUAGCCACAAUGACCUUUAUCAAUGAAGAAAAACAAAAGCUUCUAAAAGAGAGGACAGAUCUGGAAAUAAAGAGACAGGAGAUGGAAAGAAAAGACAACAUGGCACAGCAACAAGAAAUCCAACUUAAACUAAGACAAGACGAUUUGGAGGCACAAUUCAAAGAUCUACAAAACUCCACUGAACAACUACAAGCUGAACGACAACAAGUGGAAGAACUAAGAGAGAGUUUAGACAGAAAAAUACAUGAGACUGAGGAAACUAUGGACAAGAUCAAUGAAGAAAAACAAAACAUUGAAGAGAAAAGUAGAACACUGCAAACUCAAGAAGAACUCUUACAAGUGUUAAAGGAAGAAAUAAACUGGAAAGAACAGGAUGUUGCAGCCACAAUGAUCUUUAUCAAUGAAGAAAAACAAAAGCUUCAGAAAGAGAGGACAGAGUUGGAGAUAAAGAGAGAGGAAGUGGAAAAACAUGACUAUGAGACACAACAACAAGAAAUCCAAGUUAAACUAAGACAGGAAGAACUGGACACACAGUUCAAAGAUCUUCAAAACUCCACUGAACAACUACAAGCUGAAAGACAACAAGUGGAAGAACUAAGGGAGAAUUUUGAGAUGAAAGCACAAGACAUUGCAGCCACAAUCACCCAUCUCAAUGAAGAAAUACAAAAGCUCCAAAACGAGAGGAUGAAUCUGGAAACGAAAAGACAGGAAAUGGAAGACAAUAUGAUGAGAGAUGGAAGACUCAAACAACAACAACAGAAAUCACAAGUGAAAGGUCAGAGAACCUCUACAGGUGCAGGAGAAAUGGAAGAGCCAUGGAAGGACUUAGACAGAAAACAACAAGAAACUCAAGCUGAAAUGAAACUCCUCCAAGAUCAGGAAGGCAGGCGAAAAUUACAAACUCAAAGAGAACAGUUGGAUUUGCAAAUGAAGGAAUUUAAAACUAAAAGCAACACCUUGAGUCUCCUUGAUGAAGAUAAAAUUGAGGAGGAAGUGGCAGUGACAAGUCAUGACACUGAACUUAAACAAGAUGAACUGAAACAAACAGAAGAGCUACAAAGCAGAUACCAAACUGAAGUGGUUCAUACACAUGUGGAUCUAGACUCUGCCUGGGAGGAGACCAGAGAACAGAGGGACCAGCUCAGUCAGGACAGGCUAAAGCUACAGAAACAACAGGAGCAGAUGGACAUGGAGCUGAAGAGAAGACAAGACCAGCUCCACAAUAUGACAGGGAGACUGAGUUAUCUGAGAGGACUCCUCCAACAAAACAGGAACACAUUACAACUACACAUACAGGACAUGGACAAACUGAGGCAGAAGCUCACAGCUCUGGACCAGGACAGAGACAAGAUGGCUGACUGCAUUCAACUGUUGGAGGGACAAAAGAACAGUCUUAAAGACACACUGAGUCUCUUCAUUGGACAAAAGCAAAGACCUCUACAAGAGAGACAGCAGGUGGAGACACUGAUCUCAGAAGUGAAGAAGUCAAGUAAGGAGCUGGAUCAAAAGAGGGACACAAUAGACGGAGAGAAAGAGGAGAUGCAGAAGACAAGAAAUUAUGUCCACACAUUUACAGACAGAUUAGGGAAGCUAUUAGAAGACCUUGAAGUAAACAAAACCACACUCCAAAGAACAAGGAGUGAACUUAUGAAGAAAUCUGAACAAACAAACUUACUUACAGAGGAACUAAAACGAGUGAAUUUGCGUGUCAAAGAAUUAGCUUGUGCAGUUAAGAGCAAAAAAGACAAGCUUGAUAUGAUGAACCAAGAACCAUGUGUUGAUUCAGUUACUUCAGAGGAAGCUACAUUGGUCAGAAAAGAAGAAUCCACCUCAAUUUUGGAACAGCUCACUCAAGACAAGAUAAGCCUAGCACAAGAAAGAGACAUGUUCAUAGAUGAGUGCAAACAAAGAGAAGAAGACCUGAAACAGCGAGAGGGCGAACUUGCAAACAAAAUGGCAGUUAUAUUACAACUAAGUCUUCGUCUUAAGCAGCUAACACAACACCGAAAUGAUGCUGCGGUUAAGAAAAUACAGCAAAUGGAAGAUAGCAGUGACAGGCUUUUGAAAUUGUGCCUCAAAGUAAAACAAAACUCUGAUCAGCUCUAUCAAGAGAAGAACAGAAUAAAGUUAUAUUCAAAGUUGCUUCAAGGGGAAGUGGAAAAUCUUGGCAUAACCUCUGCCACCAGCUCUAGAAGACACAUUGAAAAGGAAGAAGACUCAACAAUAGAGCUUGAAGAACAUGCCAUGGAUAAAAUUACUCAGACAGAACAGUAUGAGCCAAUCAGACCUGACUUGAGAAAAUAUAAUGAGAAUUUACAAAAACAAACUCUAGAUUUGAAAGCAGCAAAUCAUUUCUUGGAAAACACUUUGGAAGAGUUGCGGUGUAAUAAAAAUGAUCUUACUUGUAUUAUGGCUGAGGUUAAGAUGGAAAACGCCAGCCUUAAACAUAUGGCAGACUCUGUUCAGAAAAGCAAAGAGGAGCUUAAGACUUUUAUGAACAUGUUGCAAGUUAGAGGAAGCAUUGCAGAAGUCCAAGAACAAGGUCAAACUCUGGAUACGGAAAUAGACAAAGAAUCCUACAAACAAAUGGAAGCAAGUGCGAUUACAGAGCAAACAAGACCAUUAAAAUUACAUCUAUCCCAACUCAAAGAAAUAUUCACAAGCAGAGAGAAAAAGAUACAACUAAACCAAGAACAGAUAGUAACUGUGACCACUGUGUUAAAACAAAAACUUGCAGAACUGAAUAAACUCAAAGAGGACUUGGCUAGUUAUUCUAAAGCGUUUGAGAUGGAAAAGACUGCUCUUGUGAAUAUACUGUCAACUAAACUUGAGAAACUGGGUGAUGACUUAUCUAUUGCAACGUUACAAAAACAAGACUUUGAAAAACUCCAAAAUGAAAGAAAAGAAGUAGAAUCACUUAGAGAGACUGUCAAGAAAGAAUGCGAAGACUUGGAGAUCUUAAAGUUAGACAUCCAGAGUCAAAACGGAUUAUUACAAAAAACUAAACAAGAUUUACAAGAUGAGAGAGACAAGAUGGAGAUCAGGAAAGCAGAACUAGUAAACAGAGAAGAAAAACUCCAGGAAGACAUGGAACUUCUCAAUCAAAUGAAGAACAGUAUUGAUAGUGAGAAGGCAACGCUCCAAACUGAAAAGCAGCAGUUGGAAGUAAAAGUAUCCCAGAUAAAAUCUCAAGAAGAUAAUCUUAAAUUAGCUACAAAGUCUAUGGAAGAGCUCUCAGUCAAGUUCAAACAGAGUUGUCAAUUGAGAGACUGUCAAAUGGAAGAAAAUAUAAAAAGAAUGCAACUGAACAAAGCACACAUACUUCAGUUAAAUAGAGACACAGAGAAACAAUUUGAAGAGCUUAAGAAUGUUAAAAAUGAAAUAGUUUAUCAUUAUGAAACAAUACGAAAGCAGAAAUCACAACAAAAUAUUAUAAUGUGCGACAAAGCUGUGCAAACCGAAGAAUCGACCAGGAAGCAAGAGAAAGAUUUGGUAUCGCCAUCUGAAAUUGAACAGAAGAAAGACAGAAAAAGUGAAAGCAAGCAAUCAAGUGUUUCUUCAUCACUGGAAAGUUUAAUUGUCUCUACUGAUGAAAAAGUGUCUAAAAAGGAUUAUUUGAGGCAGCUGUGGAAGGAAACAGCCAAGGAACGGAAAGAGAUUGAUAAAAUGAAGCAAAGAGGACAGCAGCUUAAGAGCAAUCUGGAGACAAGGCUAAAAAACAUCCAACCACUUUUGAAGAGACCCAUACGUAAAGAUGUGUUGAUGGUGGAAGAGAGUACAUCGCAUCAUUCUCAGAAACAAGAUGAGAAGUAUAGCGGUCAACUUCAAAAGCUUGGCCAGACUGAGAAGCUUACUGUCCAAGAAAUGAAGACCAGGACAUUGAAAACUAGCGACAAAGCUAACCAAACAUCUCUGGAUUCUCUGACAGAGCAGGUUAUAACAGAAGGAGCAGAGGCAUAUGUCCCAGACCCAUUCACUGGACUCCUCUAUCAGAUUCAACAUUACUGCUAUAGCUGCUGCUGUCAGUGCUGUGUCUGCUGCCAACAAGCAUGUCCUGAAAACAAUAACAACAACAGACCAACUCAGUGUUGGUGUAAAUAAUCUUUAAUAUAUGAGAUGAAACCGUGUGUGUGUGUGUGUGUGUAUACAAUAAAAGUUUGAAAUUAUACAUAUAAGCUAUUAAUAUACAAUAUUUUAGGAUUCCACCCACCACCAGAUGAUAUGAUACUAAAAUAUGAUGCUUUCUUAAUCUACGUAUAUGCUUUAUUUACAUCUUAGAAAAGUGUGAAAUUAACCUGAAUAUACAAUUUUAAAGCGUGACUGUUGUUUGAAAUUGCAAUAAAUACUAAAUGCAAGUAUUGUUUUCUUUCAGUUGAGGCUCCUUGCUAAAGUAAAUCCCAUCCUUUCACAGGCAGAGUUUGAAAAAGCAACACAUGCAUUUGUAACGUGGCAUCUGUAUUAUUGUAAUUCUUUGCGGGGCUGGACCAGUGCUCCCUGCAGCGCUUACAGAAAGUCCAGAACGCUGCAGCUCGUCUGCUCACAAAAACUAAGAACAGCCUCCCUCUGCCUGUUAGAUGCUCUCAGUCUUUAAUGCUGUUAGACUGAAAACCCACCUCUUCCCCCUGGCCUUUAAUACUAGCUAGACAGGAUAUUUUGUUUUUUAUUGGUGUUUUAUUGUUCUUUUGCCUAUGUUGUGUUAUCUUUAUAUUUGACUUUUGUGUGAAGUGCUUUGGGCAUCUUAAGUUGUGCUAUAUAAAUAAAACAGAAUUGAAUU